AUGGUUCGGACCAAUGGUCACUUUCUUCUUGCUAGGGCUUUCAUUGUAGGAGUGGAAGGAUCUUCUUCUAUUGAUGGAAUUAGAAUCAACAAAAGAUUAGAUGGAUUUUAUUUGGAAGCUUAUCUGGGUAGUUCAUUAAGAGCUUAUCAUCAUCCAGAAAAAUUUGAAAGGAUGUUGAUUUACUUUUUGGCUAUGGAUCCUUCUAUGUUUGUUGGAUUUUUAUUUAGGAAUGAAGAACAAUGGGAAGACAACUCAUCGGCUUUGAUCUAUCUGAUCUCUUCAUCUUUUGGAAUCACUCGUACUAGCAUUAUUAUAGUGCUUCUCCAAAGCUAUACCUCUUCAUCCACUCUCGCGCGUCUCACCAUUGCAGCUUGUCCCGUUUGUUUUAUGCAUUGGGGCGAAAACGGGGUCGUUCAAAAUUUGAAAUGGCUUGAAGAUCAAGGUCCUACAAGUUCGUCAUUGAUUGCCAAAAGAGACUUGGAUGUAGCAGCGAAGAUAGUUGCCGACCAAGAACUCACCGGCCUUACUCCAGAGGAGAAUGUCAGGAUACGACACAAUAUUGAUAGGAACCAUAAGCUUGAUUAUUUUGAGACUCAAUUGCUCCCUUUGCAUGCCCAUGAUAAGAUACCUCAAAUGAGACUUUGUCGCGCAAUGUCAACCGUGGUGCCUGAUGGAAUAAUACUUCUUUUUUCUGAGCAGAAUGAUGGUGACAAUUUUGUACACUUCUCCUGCGUAGUGUCCUUAGGAAACACCGCUCUGCUCGGAUUACAAAAGGAUUUCAAGCUGACUGCGGCUGACUACAGUUGGCUUGGUACCAUAUUUUAUCACAUUGCUGCAAUCUUCACACCUUCAACGCGCAAAGUAUCAUACCUGCUGUUUGAAUAUCCUCAGAGCCUCGCCCUUCAACGUCACCCAGUCGGAAAAUGGCUAGCUUUUAAUGGAAUACUUUGGGCGAUUUUAGUCGCCUCUCAAGUUCUACACUCAUCAAGAGCAAGGAUCAAGAACAGGGUAUUUUGGUGGCUAAUAGCAGCUUCCUUAGCUUUGCAAAUAGCCUUGGAUAAGAGGGAAGAAGUCUGUGAGGAUUUCGAAGAAGCAGACAAAGGCAAAGGACUUGAUUGA
This is a messenger RNA of Melampsora larici-populina 98AG31, 1119 nucleotides long. RefSeq lists its product as uncharacterized. The transcript has 12 exons. The record is from RefSeq and is a predicted model, not a curated record. Bases 1 to 1119 code for a protein of 372 amino acids. NCBI's taxonomy places the organism in Eukaryota, Fungi, Basidiomycota, Pucciniomycetes, Pucciniales, Melampsoraceae.